Messenger RNA from Mollisia scopiformis, 741 nucleotides. RefSeq lists its product as uncharacterized. The record is from RefSeq and is a predicted model, not a curated record. Gene Ontology annotation, molecular function: DNA binding. The transcript has 5 exons. Lineage: Eukaryota; Fungi; Ascomycota; Leotiomycetes; Helotiales; Mollisiaceae. The coding region runs from base 1 to 741 and encodes 246 amino acids.
AUGUACGGAACAAUGACCGCAGGGGCUGCUGGUAGCGGUGGAAAUGGCCUCCCUCCCAACGGACAACAACCCGCCGGAACUCGCGCUCCGCGCCUUUUGACCCGGUUCACAAAGGAGGAGUUGAAGAGACUACGGGUCAUUUUUGCCACUACGCCAAACCCGACCGAGGCCGAAAUCAAGUCGAUGAACACAACCGACUUUGGUGGAAAGUACGAGGUCAACAAGUUCAAGAUGUGGUUCUGGCAUGAACGAAACAAGGCGGUACAAGCAGCUAUCCCAAAGUCCCAAGUCGCUCGUCCUAUGAAUUCAGUUGUCCCAGAGUCCCAGGUUGCUCAUUCAAUGAGUCCACCACCACGAGGGCAUCCCCGUCCCAGCACCUUUGCCCGACAAGGAUUCGCUUACAAGGGACCAUAUGACGCCGAUUUUGUUGAGGCACCCUCUGCUGCUGGCUUCAACGACGCUCAGCUGGACAUCCUACACGACGAGCUUCUGAAGUACCCGAAGAAGCAUCUCAAAGUCCCAAGCGAUAGAGACGAGAAUCUAGCAGAGAUGACCGGUUUGUCGAAGAUGGAGGUUUCGAACUUCUUCUAUUACCAUCUGGAUAAUCUGGAGAACAUGGCAAGAUCCUCGGCACGAGCCUCUGGCCCCGCUCCACCAGUGUUCUCCUGUCCCGCUCCUCUUCCACCAAACGACCAAGUCAACGAGCGAGCCAAGAAGUUGCUCGAUGACGACUCUGAAUAA